Oldenlandia corymbosa var. corymbosa is the source of this 3714-nucleotide messenger RNA. NCBI's taxonomy places the organism in Eukaryota, Viridiplantae, Streptophyta, Magnoliopsida, Gentianales, Rubiaceae. The record is from the annotation of a GenBank genome assembly.
CAAAAGUGUAGAAGCUUUUAGAUGCUAAAAAAUAAACAAAAUCCAUCCUAACGACACAAGAAUAUUUUUUUGGUUAUAUUUCUUCUGUCCUAAAAUUAUCAAUGGACCCAAAGAGUAAUGUUCACUGGAUCUCAUAUUCCUACCAAAAGAGCCACCAGUUUCUGGGCCGUAGAUGGCUAACUUAUUUCCAGGCUCAUUAAUAGUUUGGCCCAAAUCAUUUCUUUUCUUCCUCAGAAACGACAACAUACUUCAUCGUUUUAUUAUUUUCAGCUUCAACGAACCAGGUGGAAGCAGGCAAUUCAUUUUCUUCGUCAAUCUUCAGUUAACUAGUCCACUUCUUUAAGCUGACUGGCGGACGGCCGGCAGGAGCUUUAACCGGAACCAAUUGUUCUUCUUUGGCAGAUAUUGUGAAAUCACUUGGUUGGAACUCUAGUUAUCUAGAUCACAGCUUCUGCUAAAAGAGAAUUGUGGCCCGAAGAAACCAUGGCACCAGAUGAAGAUUCUCAACAACAAUUCAAGCCCCAAAAGAAGAAGCCUGAUUCCGAACAUGAACAGAGGAGAAAGAAAAUUGUACCUGGGAGUUUGAUGAAAGCUGUGAUAAGGCCCGGAGGUGGAGAAUUGACACCCGCGGACGGUGAUCAGGUCAUUUACCAUUGCACAAUUCGUACAUUGGAAGGUGUUGCAGUGGAGUCCACUAGAAGGGAGUUUGGAGGAAAUGGUACACCUUCAAGGCAAGUGCUAGGAAAAAGCAAGAUGAUUGUAGGAUUACUUGAAGGAAUACCCACAAUGUUGAAGGGUGAAAUUGCAAUGUUCAAGAUGAAACCUGAAAUGCAUUUCGGGGAGACGGAUUGCCCAGUUUCAGUGGCUGAUAAUUUUCCGAAAGAUUCUGAACUUCAUUUUGAAGUGGAGCUUAUAGAUUUCUCAAAAAUCAAGGUUAUCAAUGAAGACUUAGGAGUGUUAAAGAAGGUGCUAAGAGAAGGAGAGAGUUGGGAAACACCGAGGGAACCGUAUGAAGUAAAAGCUUGGAUUUCAGCAAAGUCGGGGACUGGAGAAGUGCUCUUGUCGCGUGGGGAAGAACCAAUUUCUUUUACUUUUGGAAAAUCUGAGAUACCUGAAGGUCUUGAAAUGGGAAUAGGAACGAUGUCUCGUGGAGAGAAGGCUGUAAUUUAUGUAACCAGUCAACAUAUUACUGAAUCUCCUUUGAUUCCUGCUGUAGAAACCAUGGGGGAAAUUCAUUUUGAGGUGGAGCUUAUACAUUUUAUACAGGUGCGCGAUGUGCUUGGAGAUGGGCGCCUGAUAAAGCGCCGCAUUCAUGACGGAAGAGGUGAAUUCCCUAUGGAUUGCCCUCUUCAGGACAGCUUAUUGCGUGUCCACUACAAGGGGAUGCUUCUUAAUAGUGAAAAGACAAUUUUCUAUGAUACAAGAGUACACAAUGAUGGGCAGCCUCUAGAGUUCAGCUCGGGUGAAGGACUUGUACCCGAAGGAUUUGAAAUGUGUGUCCGCUUGAUGUUGCCUGGAGAAAUAGCUCUGGUUACAUGUCCCCCUGAUUAUGCUUAUGACAAGUUCCAAAGGCCAGAUAACGUUCCUGAAGGCGCGUACGUUCAAUGGGAAAUUGAACUUAUUGAUUUUGAGAUGGCUAAGGACUGGACUGGUUUCAACUUCCGACAAAUAAUGGAAGAUGUGGAGAAGAUCAAAGGCACGGGGAACAGGCUUUUCAAGGAAGGGAAGUUCCAACUUGCUAAGGCCAAGUAUGAUAAGUUGCUACGAGAAUUUAAGCAUGUUAAUCCGAUGGAUGAUGAGGAGGGAAAAGAAUUUUCAAAUGCAAGAGAUCUUUUGCAUCUUAAUGUGGCUGCUUGCUUAUUGAAAAUGGGCGAAUGCAGGAAGUCUAUUGAGGAAUGCAAUAAGGUAUUGGAUGCAAAUCCUGCUCAUGUCAAAGCUCUAUAUCGGCGUGGAAUGGCAUACAUGACAGCUGGUGAUUUUGAAGAGGCUAGAAGUGACUUCAACAAGAUGAUGAGCAUUGAUAAGUCUGCUGAAGCAACGGCAAAAGCAGCUCUUGUGAAGCUUAAAAAGGAGGAACAGGAAGUCCAUAAAAGAGCUCGGAAGCAGUUUAAGGGGCUUUUUGACAAGAACCCUGGUGAAAUUUCAGAAGUUGGAGUCAGCAAAACUGAAGAAAAUGUCAAUGAAAGCCGCGAGAAUGAUGAUGCUGAUGAUAUAAGUAGCGAUGAGCAAAAUAUUGAAGAGGCUGCUGCUCCAAUUCGAAUGAAUUUCGUGUCACAAAGUUUUUCUAAAGCCAGAAGAUUCUUCGCAUCUCUGGGGAUCAGCAGAUGUACCAUAUUGUGAGUUUAGAGUCUAAAUAUCCAAAGCUUUGAAUCUGUGGGUAUCGUGUCGGUUAGUCAGUGAGGUACUGAAGUAACAUUGAUCUCUUCUUGACGAAUCCAUAUUUGGAUAAUUACUUGGAUAUACUAGGAAAUCACAAGUAUCAAAUGAUUCACAUUGUUACAGUGGGUGUCUUGUUCUUCUGGUCGAUUUCAUUCUAGCCCUCAAGAUGUAGCAGAGACGGAAUUUAACCAAUAAAAAUUCGAGGAAAAUUUGCGAAUCUUACUUCGUUUUUAAGUAUUCUUAUAGAUCAGGAGAUUUACCAAAUGGAUUCUUUUCAUUAAGAUUUCAAAACUGGGGAUGGAUGAUUUCUGGAGGAAAGCACAAUAUCAAUGCUAUACAUGUAGUCUAGCAUACUUACUAAGAAGAGAUGAAAAGGGAAAAGCAUACAGAAGCAAUAAGUAGUCAUCAAGUCGUGCCAAUGCGGAGUUGCUGUCAACAUGUUGGACUGGAACAACGUUUGUUAAUCACCUCCUAAGACGAUGAACUCAUUAAAGCUUACAGCUCUUAUUCAUCCAUCCUACACUCAGGUUGGAUUCAGUUGAAUCCCCACCAAGUAUUCAUCUUAGGAAACUGAUGACAGUGUUUUCCUGGAGAUCAAGGUUUGGGAUCCUGAUCUGAUGAGCCAUUCUUUCGCAACUUGACCAGGAAAUACCCGGCGGCAUGACCAGCGACAGCUACAAUGAAGACUCCAAGGUUGAAGGACAUGACAGCAAGCAUGACCAUGUAGGCCAAAGCCAUACGGAAUGCAUAAAUAACGGCGAAAACUAAGCUCGCGACAACAGGGCUCGCCCCUGCCUUCGCCGGCGAUGGAGAGUAGGACAAAACCUCAACUGCAAAAGCAAGAAAGAACACAAAGAUCAGAGCCAAAAUAUAUAUGCCAAGCCUGUGACCAGGCCACCCCGGGAAUAAAACCGUCACGUCUUUGCCCCAAAAGAAGCUCAUGUGCAUAACCAUGUCUUUCAUCAUACUCGACGAAUUGUUGUUGUACAUGGAAUCGGGUGACAUUGGCAUUUGCAUGUCAUGACCAUGAUCCAUUUUUUUUUUUUUUUUCCGGAGAGAAACUACAAAGUUGUUGAUAGUAUGAGCACAAGAUAUAUAACUGGCCUAUGUAUUCAACAAAUACCAAACCAGACUACCAGAGUAAAUAAUAUAUAGGCCGAACCCAGAGAAGAUGAAUAGAAAGGCUGAGGAUAUGUGGUUGAUGACGGACAAAUUCAAGGGACCAUCUAAACUAAAUGCCAAGGGCCGCAUUUUGUUUUGUUUUCUUUUUUCUUGCCUUUCGUCCAUGACAAAGCCUAAGGGACCGGCAGAUGCGAUCGCAUCCUCUAUUUUCUG